Pristis pectinata (smalltooth sawfish) is the source of this 5998-nucleotide messenger RNA. RefSeq names its product retinoblastoma binding protein 6 (gene rbbp6). Bases 185 to 5635 code for a protein of 1816 amino acids. NCBI's taxonomy places the organism in Eukaryota, Metazoa, Chordata, Chondrichthyes, Rhinopristiformes, Pristidae. Gene Ontology annotation, molecular function: nucleic acid binding; zinc ion binding; ubiquitin protein ligase activity. The record is from RefSeq and is a predicted model, not a curated record. Gene Ontology annotation, cellular component: nucleus. Gene Ontology annotation, biological process: ubiquitin-dependent protein catabolic process; mRNA processing; protein ubiquitination. The transcript has 19 exons.
GCUUUGUCAUAAAACAGACCAGAGGGAAAACUCCAUAGUUCCGGAUUCUUUCCCUGGGAAGUAAAUCCUUUGGACUUCUUGGACAUUUAAACUUUACCAUUGACUUUUGAACUAUCCGGUUUAUUAUGUUAAAAGGGUAAUUUUUUUUGUGGGUAAGACUUGUCCCAUUCAAAAAAAAACAGAAAUGUCGUGUAUACAUUACAAAUUUUCUUCUAAACUGAACUAUGACACGGUCACUUUCGAUGGGCUUCACAUUUCCUUGAGUGAUCUAAAGAAGACUAUCAUGGCCCGAGAGAAGCUGAAGGCAGCAGACUGCGAUUUACAGAUCACCAAUGCACAGACCAAGGAAGAAUAUACAGAUGAUAAUGCUCUAAUACCCAAGAAUUCAUCUGUCAUUAUAAAAAGAAUUCCCAUUGGAGGUGUGAAAUCUGCUGGCAAAUCAUUUGUCAUAGAUCGUUCUGAACCAACAAGUGGGACAUCGAAAGCAUUUUAUCCCUUUGCUCACGGAAACAGCAGGGAAAGGCAAGAGAAAGAGGUGUCAGACCUAGUUGCCAGACUGCAGGGAAAGCUGAACGAGAUUGAUGACUCUGGAACCUCUAUCUCACUGGCCCAGCUUACAAAGACGGCCAAUCUGGCUGAAGCUAACGCCUCAGAGGAAGAUAAAAUUAAGGCAAUGAUGACUCAGUCUGGUCAAGAAUAUGAUCCAGUCAACUACAUGAAGAAACCUUUGGGUCCUCCACCUCCAACAUAUACUUGUUUUCGUUGUGGAAAACCUGGCCAUUACAUUAAAAACUGCCCAACAAAUGGGGACAAAAAUUUUGAAGCUGUGCCAAGGAUUAAGAAGAGCACGGGCAUUCCCCGCAGCUUCAUGGUGGAAGUUGAUGAUCCAAAUAUGAAGGGUGCAAUGCUUACCAACACUGGGAAAUAUGCCAUACCCACAAUUGAUGCAGAAGCAUAUGCACAAGGCAAGAAGGAAAAACCACCGUUCUUGCCAGAGGAGCCUUCAUCAUCAUCUGAAGAGGAAGAUCCAAUUCCUGAUGAAUUGUUGUGCCUUAUCUGCAAAGAUCUCAUGAUGGAUGCUGUUGUCAUACCAUGCUGUGGAAACAGUUACUGUGAUGACUGUAUCAGAACAUCACUGCUGGAGUCUGAGGAACACACCUGCCCUACCUGCCACCAAACAGAUGUUUCUCCUGAUGCUCUAAUUGCAAACAAAUUUUUAAGACAGGCUGUCAACAACUUCAAAAAUGAAACUGGCUAUACAAAAAGAAGUCGUAAACAGCUGACCCAGCAGCAGCAACGGCUAUCUUCUCAUCAAUUGCAAAAUCAGCAGCCCAGCUUGAGGCCAUUGCCUCCCAUCAACCCUCAGCCCGUUCUGCCCUUAACCAGAGCAGCCAUCUCAAAGUCAGCAGAUGUGCCAGUCACCAAUGCUCCUGCACCUGGGCACGUUUCUGUCCCAGUUGCCCUUCCAAGUGCAGCUUCUGCCCCUGCACGUGCUCCUUCUCCUGUGAAAGUGAAUCGAGAUUCCUCUGCUGCUAGCAUCCCUGCUCCAGAUGUGUUGACAGCUGUUGUUCAUGUUCAUCAGUUACCUUCAAAACAUGAGGAAGGAGAUAUUCUUGAAAUUGGCAAAUCAACUGUGACUGUUACUUCUGGAAUAACGACUGCCAAUCCGUCCAUGCCCACAAGCAGCACCUCUGCACUUAAGGGUUAUCAGGUUCCUGUUCUCGGUCAUCCUGCUUCACAUGGACAAUCCAUACCUACGACAGGUCAGCCAAUGAGAACGAGUGGUGUUCGACCACCAGGAAACAGAUCAGGCUGGGAAGUACCAUCCAACAGAGGGCAUCAGAGUGAUCGGGUUCCAAGAAGUCGGACACAGGGAAUUGCAAACCCUCCCCCUGUCUACGUGCCUCCCCCAACCCUGUAUCCGCCUCCACCUCACCCAGUUCCUCUUCCUCCAGGGGUGCCUCCCCCUCAAUUUCCUCCACAGUUUCCUCCAGGCCAACCACCACCUACAGGAUUUAGUGUCCCUCCCCCUGGAUUCCCUCCAGCACAGGCCACGUUAUCUGCCCCAUGGGUACCUCCAGCUACUCCAACAGCUCCUGCCAGUGUCAUACCAACUGUCACACAAGCACCUCCACUGUCCAGGGAGGAGUUCUACAGGGAGCAGCGGCGACUAAAGGAAGAAGAGAAGAAAAAGUCGAAACUUGAUGAGUUCACCAAUGAUUUUGCUAAAGAGUUAAUGGAGUACAGAAAAAUCCAAAAGGAACGCAGACGCUCCUACUCCAGGUCCCGGUCACGUUCAUAUAGUGGAUCGUCAUUCAGUGGUAGCUCUUACUCUUAUUCCAAGUCGAGAUCUCAUUCCUCACGAUCUUAUUCUCGAUCAGUCAGUCGAUCCCCAAGUCGUUCCUACUCAAGGUCACCUUCAUAUCGAAGAGGCGGUGGGAAGAGUAGAGGUUAUCGAUCAAGAUCCAGGUCUCGUGGAUUUCAUAGGUCCAGGUCCAGGUCACCAUCUUACAGAGGAUAUCGCUCCCGUUCCCGAUCUCCAAAUUACAAGCCCCAUUCUCCUUACAAAAGAAGUAUCCCACAGGGUGAAAACGAUCGUGAAUAUUAUGAUCGUUACAGAGAACCACCACCACCAUUUGACUACAGAGAACUUUAUGAUAGACCUCGUGAUCCAAGAGAUUCUUACGAAAGGGAGCGGUACAGAGAAUGGGAGAGGCGAUGCAGAGCAUGGUAUGAAUAUUAUAAAGGGUACAAUGGUGGUAAUCAACCACGACCUCGUUCUCCCACAAAUAAGGACCAUUUCUCUCCUGAGCGCUUUGUUCCACCUGGCACUAGGCGCGACAAUUCACCUCACACUCGGGGCCGCAGGGACGAAUAUCCAACGGAACAGUUACCUCGGCGUAAUGUAGGAGGUGCCAGCAGUUAUACUGAAAAGUACUCUUACAGAGAGAGUCACUCUGUAAAGGAACUGAGGGGGUCAAAGGAAAAAGAAGCAAUGAGCCUUCGCCCUGACUCAAAAGGUGCAAAGCACAAAAAACACAGGAAGAGGAAAAAGGAUGAAACUGAGCCAGUCAGUAACCUAGAGUCUUCUCGGGAUGGGAAAAAGGCUGUGGAGACUGUUGGUGAAGACAGCAAAGGGUCUUCCUUGUUUCUGCCUCCCAGCAGAGAUGAUGCCACGCCUGUGAGAGAUGAGCCCAUGGAAGGAGACUCAGUUGCUUAUAAGACUGCAUCUGACAAAGACAGGAAAGAAAAAUCAAAAUCAAAAACAGAAAAGCUGAAGCGGAAAGCAGAGAGUAGCGUGCUGAAAAAGGAAUCCUCUGGGAAAACCACAAAGGCACCGCAAGAGAAGCCUCUGGAGAAAGAGCGGGAUAAAUCACCCCAUAAUGAGCCUGGCAUGAAGAAAAAUAGGGAGGAAUGUCCUCCCAAGAUUGAGGGUGUGAAAAUCCACCCCCUGCCAAAAAGUGAAAAGUUCUUCCUGCCAAGGAAGCUGCAGCUCAAAAUGGGCCGGGAAUACAAAGAAACAAAAACUGCAAAGGAGGAAAAGCAAAGGAAGGAUUAUCCCAGGGAGGAAACGAAACAUGAGAAGCAUGAGAAAACUGUCAGCAGGGAUGAAAAAUUGAAAAGGACAGUCAAAGCAGAUGAUAAGCCUGGUAAAGCAGAGGCAAAAGCUGACAAGCGUAAGAGGAAAAGUGAUGAAAAGGUGACCGACAGAGAGCUUGGAACACCUCCAACUAAAUCAUCAAAAGUGGAAAUACCAGAGGCAGCAAAACCCUCAGUGAAACCCAAGUCUUCAUCUGGUACUGAGAAAGCAACAGAAAAUCUUGUAGAAUUAUCUUGUGAAAAUGAGAAGGUCACUCCAUCAAAUCUCCCAGUGAGGAAGAUCAAAAUAAACAGGGAAAGUGGCAAAAAGAUUCUGAGUGGGGAAUCCCCAGCUGCUCAGGAGGAGGUGUCAGAGUUAUCGGAAGUAAACGGUGGAAAAUCCAAAUCAGACAAAGCGAGAACCAAGGCAAAGAGGAAAGUGACUGGGAACGAGACAGCUGGUUCAGUCCUGGUAGAUUAUACAAGCACCAGUUCUGCUGGAGGGAGCCCCAUUAGGAAAGCUGAAGAGAAGUUGGAUGCAAAGAAGACAGUGAUCAAGACUAUGGAGGAGUACAACAGUGAUACCAGGCCCCCAGCUGAAGAUGAAAUUGUCAUUGUCCAAGUCCCUCGGUCCAAGUGGGAGAAGGAGGAUUACGAGACAGAUGAAGACGAAGGAAGGGCAGCAGCAGUUGCGGCUGCACUGAAUGUUGGGAAACCCACCAGUUCUGGGCAAGGUGUGAAGCCUGCAAACCCAGCAAAGCAAACUGAGAAAGAUGCUGCUGUUGCUGAGAGAGCUCCAAAAACUACUAAAGAGCUGCAUGUGGAGGAAGCUCAGCAGGAGGCCAAAACCCCAGGUAAAAGCUCUGUGCUCAAUGAGAAAUCUACAAAGACCAAAGAUAAGGAGCAUGGUAUGUCAGACAGAGAGAUUUUGGAGAAGAAGAAAGCAGCCAUUCAGCCGGACAAGCCAACAGUUGCUGAGAGGGAUAUUGAGGCAGCAAAUGGAAAGAAUCUGCCUACAAAAGAGCGGCAGGCUGAAAAACUGGAGUCGGGUAGCCGAGGUACCUCAAACAAAGACUUGCUUGCUAAUGUUGAUAGCAGCAACAGGCAUGGCCCAACCAACAAACAGAGAGAGGAGAGAAGCCGAGAUACAAGGAGGCGAGACUCCCCCAGCAAGGACGAAGAGCUGAUACAUGGUCAAAAGGGAAGAGAACAACACACAGAGAGCAGAAGAGGCAGUACUGAGCCCAGGAAAAUCGAUCACAAUUCUGAGAAAGACAGGAAGCCACAGAUGGAUCACAGAAGUGGAUCAGAGUCCAGAAGUGGCACUGAAGAGGUAAAAUCUAUUUCUUCCAGCCGAGGCAAGGAGAAACACAUCUUGGAAACCAGGAGCAAUAAAGACAGGCAAGUAAGUGGGAGUAAGGUGCCUCCUCAGACUGAAGGAUCAGCCGAAAAGAACGAGCAGGAGCUUUCUGUGGGGCGGGGGGACAAAGAUCACAGCCGUUCCAGACCCCCAGGAUCCCUCAACCGCUCAUCCCGGAUGACCCGCCAUUCCUUAGAUAUGGCCAGGGAAACGGAUGAGGCUGCUUUUGAACCAGAUUACAGUGAGAGUGACAGUGAAACCGAAGCUGAGCAUCCACUAAAGGAUGGAAAGGAUGUGAAAGAAGCCACAGGUGAAGAGAGAGAGGUCAAGGGUGUGUCUACAGGCUCCAGGAACAGUGCGACUAAAAGCCAUACCCAGAGCAGCCCAAGCCCCAGCUGUAGUCGCAGCCACAGCCCAAGUGAAAGUCAGACACGCAGUCACAGCAGCAGUGCCAGCUCAGAGGACACACAGGACAGCAAAAAGAAAAAGAAAAAAAAAGAGAAAAAGAAGCACAAGAAGCACAAGAAGCACAAAAAGCACAAGAAGCAUCUUGGGGUUGACUUGGAGCCAGACAAAACUCAGAAACACAAACACAAAAAGAAAAAGUCCAAAAAAAGCAAAGACAAAGAUAAGGACAAAGACAGUGACCAAAAGGUCCGAUCAUCUGUCAUUGUACGAACAGCAGAAACGGAUUAGACAGAUGUCUGGAAUGUUUGGUCAUACUUUCCAACAAGUACUUUGGAAGCUUUGUAAAUAUUCACUCAGACAUCGCUAUUCUGCGCUGAGUCUACUGAACUGCAAUUCUGGAGAUUUUGUUUUCUGUAAUAUUGAAGGUUUAUAAAUUAGCAGUUUUUGUACAGAAUUAUGUUUGACCUGAGAAUGGUCAGAUUAUGCUGCAGCAUUUUUAAGUGAACUAUCAGACCACACUGGGAACUACUGUGAAAUUUUCACUGAACUUUUUUUUUAAUAGCUGUGUAUACAAGCUGACAGUGUAAUUAAUGUAAAUGUUUUGCUUGAUGAUUUGCAGUACAAAGCCUCACUGUGUCAUCUUUUGACUGA